This is a messenger RNA of Thermothielavioides terrestris NRRL 8126, 1268 nucleotides long. RefSeq lists its product as uncharacterized. Lineage: Eukaryota; Fungi; Ascomycota; Sordariomycetes; Sordariales; Chaetomiaceae. The record is from RefSeq and is a predicted model, not a curated record. Gene Ontology annotation, biological process: chromatin remodeling. Gene Ontology annotation, cellular component: Ino80 complex. Bases 112 to 927 code for a protein of 271 amino acids. The transcript has 2 exons.
CUUCUCUGCCACCCCGUCAUCUUGUCGUCGCCGCCUCCUUUCCAGCCCUCUGCCAACAUCACCGACCGUCCACUGUCUCCCGCAGCGACAAGAUUAGGUUUGCUCGCUGCGAUGGCUCCCUCUAGCAAGAAUGCUGCUGCGGCCAAGGACCGGCGAAAAUCGAACAACACCGCUGCCGCCGCCACCACGGCCAACGCCGCCGCCCGCGCAACCUCACCCAAGACGAGCCUCAUUGUCACGCUGAAGGUGACGCCCGAGAAGUUACGGGCCAUCAUCGACCCGGACUUUGUCAAGGAAGACAGCCCGGCCAAGCAGUCCACCACGGCAGCGCCCAAUUCCAACGCAGAGAACGCAUCGGACUCGACUCCGAACUCGCCGUCGGCAGGCACACCGGCGGCCCAGUCUGCCUCCAUGGGGCCGCCCACCGAGGGCCCCAAGAAGAAAGGGGUCAAAAGAAGUGCCGGGGCCGCUGCAAUUGGCAACGGCGAACCCAAGGCCCGGGGAAAACCUGGUCCCAAGAAGAAGCAAAGGCUCGAGGACGGAACCGUCGAAGGCGGGCGGGGCACUCUUGCUCCACACAAGCUUGGACCCAAGGCCAACCAAGGCGCCAUCAACGCGGGCCUGCGGGCGCUGGAUCGGUCGGGUAAGCCCUGCCGGAAGUGGACCAGGGGCGGGUUCAAACUCAAAAGCUUCACUGGUGUCGUCUGGGAGAUCCCGCGGUGGAAAGCGCCGCCGAAGUCCCAGCCCGAGUCGUCGGCCGACGGAUCCACGCCCGCGUCGGUCGACAGCAGCAACAAGGAGAACAAGGAGGACGCCAGCCAGGUGAAGAGCGAAGCAAGCCACAACGGCGAGGAUAUCGAGAUGCAGAGCGCCCCGAGCCUGGCCGACGGCCACUCACCGGCGCCUGUUCCCGCCGCCGCUGCUUGAGCGUUUCACCCGGGCUGCGUCCGGCCGCACCAACCGCUUCUGUUGUUACUGUUCGUUGUUUUAUACAUACACGGGUUGCUAGGAUGAAGGGGGGUUUUAUUGGGCAUCGCAACGGGGGAGUUCAGGCGCAGUCUGUACAAGGGCAAAUGGAAAGGAGGUUGAGCGCUCCGUCGUCUGCGUGAUUCGGUAGAGCGCACUCGACGAGCCGGCCAGGCGUUUUGGAGUCCAGGACCGUCGCCGACGCCCCAAGGGUCAGUCAGCCAUUGUACAAUAGUUACGAUACACAGGCAUGGUUUUCUGCAGGCAUCUGGCAUGCGGGGAGGGGUUCAGCAACUAGGGCA